CCAAAGAAUGGCGGGUACGGGGUUGGUGGCCGGAGAGGCCGUGGUGGAUGCGCUGCCGUAUUUUGACCAAGGCUAUGAAGCACCUGGUGUGCGGGAAGCGUCUGCGGCGCUGGUAGAGGAGGAAACUCGCAGAUACCGACCUACCAAGAACUACCUGAGCUACCUGACAGCCCCGGAUUAUUCUGCUUUUGAAACUGACAUAAUGAGAAAUGAAUUUGAAAGACUGGCUGCUCGGCAACCAAUUGAAUUGCUCAGUAUGAAACGAUAUGAACUUCCAGCCCCUUCCUCGGGUCAGAAAAAUGACAUUACUGCAUGGCAAGAAUGUGUAAACAAUUCUAUGGCCCAGUUAGAGCAUCAAGCGGUUUGAAUUGAGAAUCUAGAACUAAUGUCACAUCAUGGAUGCAAUGCCUGGAAAGUAUAUAAUGAAAAUCUGGUUCAUAUGAUUGAACAUGCACAGAAAGAACUCCAGAAGUUAAGGAAACAUAUUCAGGAUUUAAACUGGCAGCGAAAGAAUAUGCAACUCACAGCUGGAUCUAAAUUAAGAGAAAUGGAGUCAACUUGGGUAUCUCUGGUCAGUAAGAAUUAUGAGAUUGAAAGGACUAUUGUGCAAUUAGAAAAUGAAAUCUUUCAAAUUAAGCAGCAACAUGGAGAGGCCAACAAAGAAAACAUCCGACAAGACUUCUGAAAAGACAGAUUGAUUCGGUGGGUAGAAAGAAAGGCAAGUUGGGCUUUCACAGAAGAUCAGGCAUCUGAACUAUGAAGAUCAGUGGCGUGUUAC
Molecule: messenger RNA, 778 nt
Organism: Rhinolophus ferrumequinum (greater horseshoe bat)
Lineage: Eukaryota; Metazoa; Chordata; Mammalia; Chiroptera; Rhinolophidae
Product: pre-mRNA-splicing factor SPF27-like
Exons: 1
Biological process (GO): mRNA processing
Cellular component (GO): catalytic step 2 spliceosome; precatalytic spliceosome; Prp19 complex
Source: RefSeq, a predicted model, not a curated record